Molecule: messenger RNA, 851 nt
Organism: Drosophila suzukii
Lineage: Eukaryota; Metazoa; Arthropoda; Insecta; Diptera; Drosophilidae
Source: RefSeq, a predicted model, not a curated record
AUGGCCUCGCCAGGUCGGAAUCCCCAGCGAUCCCUGCAAUCAUGGCGUCUGCUCAGCGAGGGCUUCAAAUUGUUCGCCACUCGGCUGGCCAGGAAUCAGCAGCCUAUGCUCCCACCGAGGGAUGGGCAAGGACUCAGCUUGGAGGAGCAAAGGGACUUCACCGAGUCGCUAGGCGAUUGCAUCGCUGACAUGGCCUCGCCGAACAGUUUAGAGGUCUUCCAUCAAAUGACCGUCUCGACCGGGAUGUCCCAGAGACUGGCGGCCGCCCAGGAGCGCACCCAAGUGCUGGAGGAGCGCAACCGCAAGCUGAGAGAUCUGGCAAUGGACAAAUCGGACCUCUUCGAGUCGCGGGGCGUCAUGCUGUGCUCCAGGGUCUUUGACCUUAGUCAGGAGCUGAUCGUGACCAGGAUGCGGAUCAACGACUUCGAGAACGCCUGUACGCAGCUGCGAAGGCGCAUCCUAGAGCUGAAGCUGCGACGCGUCCAACGCCGACGGCAUCUCUGCUACGAGAUGCAGAUACUGCGACUGGCGCAGGAGCACCCGGUGCCCCCCAUCCUGGGGCGCCUCUGGCAGUGCCUUCGCUCCUUGUGGAACUGUGUGGAGUGCCUGGCGCAGGUGUCGGUGUCCCAAGUAGCCCGUCCUCCCCGAAAUGCGGAGAGUACUAUGGAUGCCCUCAAUAUGUUCGUGGCGGGCUUUUAGCAUGUCCCGUUUUGUCCUUCUAGAGAUUUACUAUUCGUAGCCGUGGUUAUCGAUAGCUAUUAAUUAUCGAGUAAAUCAAGUUUUGUUAUAUUUUAACGGAUACCCUUUCAGAUUAUAUUUCAGUAGAAUUGAAUAGAAUAUUUUUCAGUUAU